AUGACUGCUGGAGACUGGCUCCGGUUAAAUGUGCACUGUAAUGGAGAUAGUGGAACAUGUAGAUGCGAUAAGAUUGGCAGUAUUUCUGCCAGAAAAGAGGUCAGUCCUAGUAAUGCAAGGGGUUUUGUUGCAUAUACUCAUGAACUAAAGGAUGGAACACCAUUUACCCUUAAGAAAGAUAUAGGUGGUGAUAAGUUAGGUGAUAAUGGAGAAGACAUAGAAGGUGUUACCAAGGUAUCGGUAUAUUACUGGGAUGCAGACAAAGAUCGCAAGAAGCCACUUGUUAUUAAGGUCAUCAGGAAGGAUCAUCAAAGUCAGCCAGAGUACUACUAUAAACAAGAUAAUGGUGAGAAUGAAGCACAGAACAAAGAUGCGACUACUUGGGUACAUCACGGAUAUGUGGAAGGAACAUCACUACAGACAAGACUUGAUGACCGCAAUGCUGCUAUAAACAAUGUCUUACCAUUUGAUAUCGAAUAUCCUGCUAAAUAUCUCAAUUUUAGUUCUCAUCGCACGAAAGGUAAAGGUAUAGAGUCUUCUGGGCAAGCUCCUCAGCUUAAUGGAACAGAAUAUGUUACUACGUCCUAUAAAAUCAAUGGUAUAGAUGGUAAUACAGGAAUUUCCAGAAUAGAGUAUAAAAAGGAAAAGAUUAAGGAUAUUAUUAUUCCUCCUGGUGGUCAAAUAAAUGGAAUAAGACUCUAUUCCAACACGGGGAUUUCUCCUGUACCUAUCAUGUUUGAAUUUAUGAAGAGUGGUCAAGAGGAAUCUACUUGGUACUAUAGUAAGAGUCCUGAUGGUACUGAGUGGCAAGAAGUUUAUGACCGUGGGAAUACAUUUUAUAUCAAUGGUCAGCCUACUGAAGAACUUGCCAAGAAGUUGGAUGGACUUUCUUGCGAAAACUAUAAAGCAGUUACUAUUGAUCUUUCGUAUGGUAACUCUAUUGGAAAAGGUCAGGCUUGUUCCGGCAGUAAGGAGCAGAAAAUUACUGUUACCACUGGGGAGAUUGCAAGGGAAGGUAUUGGAAAGGCGGGAUAUACCAAAUACUCAAUCAGGGACGAUUCUAAGCUGGCAGAUAUUAAGUUCUAUCUUGCUACUGAUACAUCUAAAGAAAAUAGGAAGCGUGUUAAGUCUAAUGCAUUACACUUUCCCAUGAAUGGUCCGGUAGAAAUUUACACGUUUUAUUCUGACAAGCAUAACCCAAUCCUGAUUUAUCUUGAUGAUUCUAAAAGUAACAAAAAAUCCUCUACAGGGUGGUACAGAAUGCAAAGUAAGGGUGGUUAUACAAAAGCGUGGAAAAAGACUUCCGCUAGACUUAAAGGUAUUAAUAAGACAGAAAUAGACGGUCGCAAUCUUGGGUGCAAACAAUGGAACAAAUUUACAGGAGUGCUAAGAGACCGUGGUACUAGUGGAUUGCAAGAAUGUACUCAAGAGACUGCUAAACUAGGACGUUCUGAAAGCGCUGAAGAAACCGAAGGAGUAGUAUCUACUGGAGACCAAGAAGAUGAGGAAGACGAAGAGGAAGGUAGUGAAUAUGAAAACUCUAGUGACGGUGAAGGACCUCCUGAAGUUCCUCCUCAACGAGCUACUCGCGGUGAAAAAGAUGGUAAACCUGAAGGUCAAGUUACUCAAUCUACUGCCUCUGAAAAAUCUACUGAAGGAGCUAAAGGAGUCUCUAGUGAUAGUUCAUCUAGUAGUGGAAUUACUGUUACUCAAAUUAAAGCUCUUGAUAAUUCUGUUGGACUAUUAACUACUACUUCUCAAGGGAAGUAUGCAGUACUAGGUGCUACUCAAGAAGGUACGGCUUAUAUUGGUGAUAGUUCUGAUUCUAGUGACUCUAGUGGUAGUAAAACUGAAGGUACUCAUACUAAUGAUGGACCUGAUGUUACUCCUGCUGAAGAUGGAGCUCAAACUGCUAGUUAUCUUGAUAAAGUUGGAACUGGGAGAGACCCUGAUGUAAAUAAUCAGGAUACUAAUAGGGUAAGUGGAAAUAGUAAUUGGUCAUUUGAUUCAGCUGUGGCUGGUCUUGGAGGACUAGUUGCUGGAGUGGUUGAUGCUCUACUUAAAACCUCUCUUCAAAAUUCUCAAGAGCACAAACUUUCUAAAACUUCUGAUCAUUAUGACUCUUCUGACACUCAACGACGUGUUGGUAGAACAUUUCCUCAAGCUGCUGAUCUUCAACGUGGAUCAGGCUCUGUUGCUAGAACUAGUCAGUCCAGUAUAGGCGGUGAAAAAGGUCCUUCUGAACCUGCUGAACUUACUGCUGAUAAAAAGGGUGAAGGUACUCCUAUUACUGUUAAAGAUAGCGGCAAUGACGAUGCCAGUGAUACUACUGGAUCCGGAGUUACUCCUGUUCCUCCUGGACCUACUUCUACUACUACUCCUCUUACUCAACCUCCUGAAACUACUCCUCCAGCUCCUUCUGAAGAACCUCAAGCUGAAGCUGCUGGUAGUCCAUCUCCUGUUCCUUCUACUCCUCCUGGUACUGCUUCUUCUUUUACUGGCGUUGUUGAAACUGCUGCUACCGGUUCUGUACUAUGGACAGCGUUUGGAUCUACCUCCGGUACUCUUGCCGGAAGUGCCGCAACAUUUUUUGGAGGAUGGAAACUUUAUAAUCGCUAUAAGGGAGACCCUUGGGUUAGACAGAUUUAG
Messenger RNA from Theileria equi strain WA, 2649 nucleotides. RefSeq lists its product as hypothetical. Bases 1 to 2649 code for a protein of 882 amino acids. Lineage: Eukaryota; Apicomplexa; Aconoidasida; Piroplasmida; Theileriidae. The record is from RefSeq and is a predicted model, not a curated record. The transcript has a single exon.